Molecule: messenger RNA, 6251 nt
Organism: Amblyraja radiata (thorny skate)
Lineage: Eukaryota; Metazoa; Chordata; Chondrichthyes; Rajiformes; Rajidae
Product: ecto-NOX disulfide-thiol exchanger 2
Exons: 16
Coding region: 447-2732 (761 amino acids)
Biological process (GO): ultradian rhythm
Cellular component (GO): plasma membrane; external side of plasma membrane
Molecular function (GO): RNA binding; oxidoreductase activity
Source: RefSeq, a predicted model, not a curated record
ACAGACUGGAGCGACCUCAUAUAUGUAUUUCCCGAGGUUAUAUACGACAAUUAAAAAAUGAACAUGCUCAACAUGACGGACGUCAACCAAACAGGAACCAUUCGCUUCAACUCUGCGUUCACGAAAACGUGUCCGGGUGGAGAAACGUUCCGCCUCGCAACCGUCUCCACGGCAACCAGAUAUCCCGCCGGCCGGCCGCCGUGGAGGCUGGCGCGCGUGCGCAGACUGCUCGGCUGAGCUGUGACCAACCUUUGCUCCGCCCCGCGGCUCCGUCACGUGACCGCCAGCGGCCCAUUUUUGCUCGACGUUCAGCUGCAUGGAAACGCGGAACAGUCGAUCAGAUUAACAGCCGUGGUUUGGUGAACGCACAGACUGGAGCGACCUCAUAUAUGUUUUUUUCCCAAGUUGUCUACGACAAUUAAAAAAAAACAUUGCGAAGUGUGAACAUGCUCAACAUGACGGACGUCGACCCAACAGGAACCAUUCGCUCCAACUCUGCGUUCACUGAAAACAUGUCCGGGUGGAGAAACGUUCCGCCUCUCAACCGUCUCCACGGCAACCAGAUAUCCCACCUGCCAGCCGCCGUGGAGGCUGGCGCGCGUGCGCGGAUUGCUCGGCUGAGCUGUGACUCUCUCCUCCCCGCGGCUCCGUCACGUGACCGCCAGCGGCCCAUCUUUGCUCGACGUUCAGCUGAAUGGAAACGCGGAACAGUCGAUCAGAUUAACAGCCGUGGUUUGGUGAACGGGCUUAACCAGUUGCCCUUUGAUCUGGCAAACAACAACAAACCUCCACAGUUUAACAAUUCAAAUGACCUACUGAUGACAGAAUAUUCCAUUGAUCAUUGCAACCUGCCAGGAAGGAAAAGGAAACUGAACAAUAUAGUUGCAGACGAGCAUUACAAAAACCUCGCCUUUGACUCCAGCCCACAGGGGAUGUCAUUAUCAGAUCCUACAGCUUGGGAAGCAGCCAUGAACAGCUUGGGAAUGGGACCAAUGGGAAUGCGUGGACAACCAUUAAUGCCAGAGUUUGACCGAGGUCCAUGCAUGAUGACUGGCAUUCCACCCAUGAACCCCAUGAACCCAAUGAUGCCUGGAUUGGGCAUUGUCCCUCCUCCAAUUCAUCAAGACAUGUUUCUUGUGAAGGAGAUCAUCCAUUGUAAAAACUGUACGCUUUUUCCUCCAAAUCCAAAUCUUCCUCUUCCGGCUGUGCGUGAAAGGCCUCCAGGAUGCAAAACUGUCUUUGUUGGUGGUUUACCGGAAAACGCUUCAGAAGAUAUGAUCACUGAAGUUUUUGCAGAGUGUGGUGAAAUAAUAGCCAUUCGUAAAAGCAAAAAGAACUUUUGCCAUAUUCGGUUUUCACAUGAAAGUAUGGUAGACAAAGCUCUUUUCUUGUCAGGUUACGGAAUAAGAAUAGGUUCCAGCACUGAUAAGAAGGACACAGGACAUCUUCAUGUUGACUAUGCUCAAGCUAGGGAGGACCUAUAUGAAUGGGAGUGUAAACAGCGUAUGAUGGCAAGAAACGAACGCCAUCGACGAAGAGUAGAGGAAGAAAGGUUUCGACUUCCUUCACCUCCACCCAUAGUGCAUUAUUCAGAACAUGAAAGUACUACACUAUCAGAAAAAUUGAGAGAUGAUUCAAAAUUCUCUGAAGCUGUUCAGACACUUUAUACCUGGUUGGAACGAGGUGAAGUGAACCGUCGAUCAGCAAAUGUUUUUUAUUCCAUGAUCCAAUCAAGUAACAGCCAUAUUCGAAGGCUGAUGGGUGAAAAAAUCCAACAUGAAAAAGAAAUGGAGGAAUCCAAAGAUAAAUUUAAGAAUGCUGUCGCAGGGAUUCUAAUUCAACUUGAGCAGAUUGUCUCCGUUUUCAACUCUGCCUCCAAGCAAAAGGCGUGGGACCAUUUCUCAAAAGCUCAACGCAAGAAUCUGCAUAUGUGGCGAAAACAAGCAGAGGAAAUUCGUAACAUCCAUAACGAUGAGCUUAUGAGUAUUCGGCGUGAAGAAGAAAUGGAGAUGUCUGACGAUGAUGUGGAAGAAAUGCCAACAAACAAAAUGACAGAAGAAUCGGAACUUGCAUCUCAGGCUGAAGCACUUAAAGAAGAGAAUGACAGUCUGCGUUGUCAGCUUGAUGCCUACAGAAAUGAGGUAGAUUUACUAAAACAUGAGCAGGGUAAGCUCUAUAACACAGAAGAAGAGGCCACAAAGGACCAACAAUUAAAACUACUGCAACAGACAUUGCAAGGGAUGCAGCAGCAACUUUUGAAUGUACGGGAAGAUUGUAAAAAGAAAGAAGCUGAAUUGCAAAAGGCAGAGGAAGACAAACAAAAUGCAGAGAUGUUAUUGGAGACAUUUAAAAACAAGGAGAGUGCAGGCGAUGAUAUGGAUGAAACCGAUAAUGAAGGAAAUAAUAUCACAAGGUGUACAAUAUUGGGCUCCAUUCAAGAGCAGGAUGGUGAGUUGGACAAGGUCAUCCCGGGGCCUGUCCGAUCAGAGAGGGAAGCAUUACUUGUGGGUAUUAUUUCUACAUUUCUCCAUGUCCACCCUUUUGGAGCAAGUAUAGACUACAUGUGUUCUUAUCUACAGCGACUAGAUGCUAAGAUCUCUCCAGGGGAAAUAGAAGGUCUGAUGAUGCGACUACAUCACGUGUUCCAGCAGGAAAUAAGUGGAGUCGGUGCAAGUUUGGAAAAGCGAUGGAAGUUUAGCGGUUUUGAUGGAAUUAAGACACUACAGAAUUAAACAUAAUAUCCUCAAGACCACAGGACUACUAUACAUCCUCCACUGCUGUUUCUGCCUAAAGUCGAUAGCAGAUUUUUUUUUUGUAAGAGGGUUGAUUUCUGUGAUACUUUAAAUAUGAGAAAUCCUCAGGCGAGAGCAAUAUGAGCUGCACCUGGAAAACAGGCUUUUUAAACAAGAAUUACAUAACACAAUGUUCGCCAGAUAAUGGAAGAUUUUCCAAGUGAAAAUAUACCAACUGUUACCAAAAUAUACUAACUUUUUGUUAUGGAACAUGAAAAAGAAAAGCAAUCAUAAAAAAUAUCUGCAUUCUUUUCCCAGGCUUGUGCCCCCUCCAUCUUCGCUAAUCCAUUUCAAGGUUAGAGUACAUAUAUUUUUCUAAAGAAAAGGGUGUUUUCUUUCAAAUUCUUAGCAUAAUUCUUAGUUGCUUUUAUUGAUUCAAUUGCUCCAUCUUCUUGAAAUACUGGUAGGAAUGCAAAAGCAUGAACAAAUAUUGUAUCCAUCCAUCAGACCAUGAUUACAAACAAAAAGUUGUUGUUACAAAGCUACUGAUUUUAUUUAUUUUGUGCCAUGACUCAAUUCCAGUCUGUGAAAGGUCUGCAUAUCCUUUCCCAUUUUCCAUCUUUAUCACAUACAUUGGCAGUUCCCAAUUCCACUUCAGUGGAAAUUCUUUGUGUGAAGUUGAAAUAGUCUAUUUAAAUGUGGGAUGGCAUCAACAUUAUGCUUAAUUUUGGUUUUGUAUCACAUCUACAAAACUACAUUUUCACAUCAAGAUCACUGAAUACUGAUUGGAAGCAUGAACUUGACUGAUGUUUAUGCUUUUUAGUCUGGAAACUGGGAUAAAAAACAACUAUGCUGGCCUGCCUAAGAUCAGCUAAUUCAAUGUAGGUCACAAACCUGGAACACUUGAUCAGUGUCGCUCAAUGCAAUAGAGUAAUGUUUAAACUUCUAUAAAUACACCUCUGUGUGCAUGUGGCAAAUUUGGAUAAAUUUGCUCAAGCAACAUACAGCAGACCUAGCCACUGUUUCCAUCCAGAGAGAGCUCGGUUUCAGAUGAACUUAUGUUUUCUAACAUGAUAGAGUGCAAGAACAUUUUAUUAUUUGAUCCUCUGUGACAAUAAGAGGACACAGGUUUGCAUUUCAUAGGAUGUGGAUGCAGUCCAUCAUAUGCAAAGGUAUGUCUGAAAGAUUAGUGAAGAUUAUUUCAAUUGUUGACAUUGAUCUAUAUGAGGAAAGACAUUUGCAAUGGACUGAACUGAAUGGAAUAAAAACGACUCUGCUCCUUGCAUAGAGGGAUGCAAACAAGAUGAAUGUUUGCUGACUGCGCAUUACAGAUUAUAUCAAAUAUAACAUGUAAAAGCAUGGUCUAUUCUCCAUGCUUGUGUUAAAUGGUGCAGAAUGUGCUGGGACAUGUUUGAAGAAGGUGAAAUAUGAAUAUUGUUGAUAUAUUCAGGACUGAAGUACUGUAUCUUCCAACAAACAAUACAGAGUGAAAAGAAUUGUUUACAUUACAAAUCUGUGACAAAUAACAUCCCUGUUAUAAUUUCUUUGUACAUCCGGAAUUGACCUAGCAGUACAUUUUGGACAGUGUCUCUAGUUUGUACAGGCUAAAUUACACUCUUGAUAAAAGUUGUAUUUUUUAGAGAUAUUAAUUUUUACAGAUUUUUAAUACUUGAGUGUUUAUUUGGUCUCUGUGUUCCUACAGGUGAAGAACCUAGGCGACAAAGUCUGUUAAUUAUAUUGGAAAAUUAUAAUGAGAAUCCAUCUUGCUGUUUCUUUAUAUAUGUGAUGAUACAUGUAUGCCAUCUCUGUGAAUAUGAUGGAUAGUGGCACCCUGCUGCUGUUAAAAUAUGAUUUCAAACAAAUCUGAUGGGCUUAUUGAUGUUUGUUACUCUUAAAAAUGCUUGUUUUUAAUUUGGUACAAUCUGGCACUGCAUAGAACUAAUUAUUAAUCGGAGUUAGUUUGCAUUACAUGUUAUCUUCCAGAUAAUUGUGAGUUGUCAACAUUAUUUCAUAUGCAAUAGUUCAGAAUUUAUGAGCGGUGGCAUUUAUCUCAAAUUAAUAUCAGGAACUCAAGAUUCCCAGUAAGAGUUCCUCUUUAUUCUGUGGGCACAAAUGAUUUGUAAACAGCCUUCAUCCUUUGCAAACUUCCUGAAUGAAGUGAUUAUUUAAUAUUUACUUGUGUUCUACUCAGUUGUGCAAAAUGAAAAUGUUUUUUUGUCAAGUGAAGAGACAAAUGUUCCUUUAUUACAAAGGCAAAGGUUUGAUGCUGAACAAUAGACAAAAAAAAUUCCAGACUAAAUCCUGCUGUUAAAUUUGUUCAUUUAUGCUCUUGUCGUGGGCAAAUGAGAUUGUCUCUCUUUCCAAGCCCUGAACCAUCAAAGGCAAAGUCAGCCCACUACUGACUGCUGCAAAGUUAUGUCUGCUGGAAAAUGCCAGGGAUUACACUGAAUUGGAUGAGGACAACAAUGUAGAAAAGGCUGUUUAUUCCAAGUGUUGUUAAUACUUCACAAUAGCCCUUUCUCACUCCUAAUUCCCACUCUGCAACAAUUCUCUCUAUUUCCUGCUCCCUCAAGUGUACAUUAUGAUUUUCUUUAAAGGUCAGCCAUUUUUUAAUGCAUGUACUUUCUUGCCCUUGCCAUCAGGUGCUUUCUACUGUUUGCUCUCUUUCAUUUUUCUUAUCAAUAUUUAUUUUCAACCAACAUCUUACAUUGGUCAUACACUGCUUUAUCUUGGGGGUAACACAGCUCCAAUUAAUUGGUAGAUCUUAAUGGUACACCAAUAAUUAUACUUCAAAAGUACUUCAUUGCUGGAAAGUGUUUUGGGAUGUAUUGAGGCCACAAUUGUGCCAUUUGAUCUUGCUUGGUUGGAACCAACCCAGCUGACUUCUGAAUCAUUCUGAAAAUGGAUUGAAACAGCACAUAUAUGAUGUGAACCUGGUGACAUGUCUUUAGAAGAAUGCCUGUUGAUGAAACACCAGAAGAACCAGUAGAAACAGGUGUUGGCAGGACUAAGCAAGAAGCAAGAAAAUUGAAAAGAAUGCUAUAAUACAAAUGAACUAAGUUACAGUUUUCCUAUUUGUGACAGUUUUAUUAAAUUAGUUUCUGAGGAGAUUUGCAUUUAUCUAAAUUUACAGAAGAGUGCUGAAUUGUUAUUUAAGCAAUUUCCUAAAUGACAAAUUUACAGAUCCUUUGCAAUUACGCAACCAAAAUUAUUAUUAAAUGUUAGAGAGAUAAUUUGUUUAUGAACAACUCUCUAAUAUGAAAAGAAUAAAAUUAUUGUUAAUGCCCAUGGAGAUGAGCAUCCUGAUAAAGUGGGAUACUUGUUUAUUUUACUUUCCAGGUGGUUUUACAAUGAAAUUUAUAGCGGGGAGAAUUAUUUUUUCCCCUGAAUGCUCCAUACUUUUGCAAUUUGUUCUUACAAGUUGUAUUUUAAUUGUUUUGUGAUUUAUUGGAAGAGUUUUGAAAAGUUUUAUAAAAAAUAAAUAAAUGGCUAAGCUUUGCUUUCCAUUUGAUUAAAAAA